This is a messenger RNA of Zea mays, 1450 nucleotides long. RefSeq lists its product as uncharacterized. NCBI's taxonomy places the organism in Eukaryota, Viridiplantae, Streptophyta, Magnoliopsida, Poales, Poaceae. Gene Ontology annotation, cellular component: cytoplasm. The transcript has 5 exons. The record is from RefSeq and is a predicted model, not a curated record. Bases 664 to 1104 code for a protein of 146 amino acids. Gene Ontology annotation, molecular function: mRNA binding.
AUAAUUUCUUCAUUCCAAUUGGCGACACGACUAGUUCUGCAAUUUAUUUGAUUUGGAUGAAUUACUUUAUAAAAAACAAUAAAGAAUAAUCAAAUUCCCUGACGCAGCAGAGAAGAGACUAGAGAGAACUCCACUCAAGAAAAAAUUGCACGCAAGGGUCCACGCGGCGAACAGAUCGUGCCGUUCCGCGGCGGCGUCGGUGCGGCGCUGGAGCCGAAGUGAAAAGUCGAUCGGGAUUGGGCCGUUGGGGGUGCGAUACCCCUCGCCUCGAAUGCGAGCUCCGUAGGUCCGCCCCCCCGGCGGAUGGCCGAGCUGGGCCGCCGCCGCCGCCCGCUGGGAUGAGGCAGCGUGAGGAGUCGCGCUCGCGGCUUCCCUGCCCCCAGGCCUCCGCUCUGAAUAUCCCCGACGCGACGGUAACCGAACAAGCCUCAGCUCAGUUAGAAAGGCUAAGAUCAGAGCAUCUCCGUGUCUCCACAACACAUCCUGGAUUCGCAAUUAUUGAGGUGCCUCCACUAUAAAAGGCCAACCAUCCUCAAGGAAUGAACACAGCCAGCCAGCAAGCAAGCAGAGAACAAGGAUAACACAGCAACUGAAAACCUUAUUACCAAGAACAAACAACUACAAGAGGCUUUGCAAGUUCACAGAGGCAGCUGUUCACUGCGAAUGAACAACCAGAGGAAGCCUGGAGACUGGAACUGCAAGAACUGCCAGCAUCUCAACUUCAGCCGCCGUGACUACUGCCAGCGUUGCCGUGAUCCACGCCCUGACUUGCAGUUCGGCGACGGCUAUAGCACGGUUGGUGUGCUGACCUCCCUGGACAUCCGCCCAGGUGACUGGUACUGCAGCUGCGGCUACCACAACUUCGCCAGCCGCAGCAGCUGCUUCAAGUGCGGCACGAUCGUCAGAGACUUCCCAGCGGGGCAAGGCGCAGCCGGUGCUGAGGGUGACUUUGCUGGUGGACGCGACAGCGCCGCAGUCCGUGCUGGGUGGAAAGCUGGCGACUGGAUCUGCACGAGGCCUGGUUGCAACGUACACAACUUUGCGAGCAGGAUGGAGUGCUAUAGGUGCAAUGCACCAAGGGAGGCAGCAGGCACCGGGAGGUAAGAGGCGACUGGGGUGAUACCAAGAGCGUGAGAUGUGACGAGCUGGCCGAGCAGUGGAACCUACUGCCGUCACACACUCACCAUCAGGCAUCCAGGAAGGAUGAGUCUACUACGUACACGACUAUAUUGCUGAUUGCCGCGCGUAGUGCCGCUGCUGUGGUUUGCGUGGGUGGAGAAGUACCCAAGCGCAACACCUGUUACGUGUGUUGUUUGCUCCUUUUUGAGGUUGUGUUGAUUCAGUGACAGCUGAGUUGUACGGCCUGAUGAUGUACUCGCAUUGUGUAUUUGUCUUAAACAGCAUAUAUAAUUAUGUAAUAAUAAGUGCUUGCUUAUCUAUGCUCUGCUGA